Molecule: messenger RNA, 4631 nt
Organism: Sinocyclocheilus anshuiensis
Lineage: Eukaryota; Metazoa; Chordata; Actinopteri; Cypriniformes; Cyprinidae
Gene: ntrk2b
Product: neurotrophic tyrosine kinase, receptor, type 2b
Exons: 18
Coding region: 354-2777 (807 amino acids)
Biological process (GO): positive regulation of kinase activity; cell surface receptor protein tyrosine kinase signaling pathway; trans-synaptic signaling by neuropeptide, modulating synaptic transmission
Cellular component (GO): axon; plasma membrane; signaling receptor complex
Molecular function (GO): ATP binding; brain-derived neurotrophic factor binding; brain-derived neurotrophic factor receptor activity
Source: RefSeq, a predicted model, not a curated record
GCAGGUACGCGCUGCUGCCUCUUCACUCGCGCGCAGACGCACGCGCGCACACUGUCUCGCUUGUUUUCUUGCCCAGCGCUGGAUGUGAGACGUCAGCGUCACCGCCGCAGCCCGUAGACACACGCAGCCCGCGGCCACGCGUUUCUCCACCGCGUCUGGAACAAGCGAAGCCCGGAUAGCGCAACAUAUUGGCACGCCAACAUUUCCCCGCUGCGUUAUCACCUUUCUACGGAGACCAGAUAAGGCCACUCCAUGACAGUAUCGCGUCGCGCACAACGUCUUUGCGCAUCCCACAGCAGCGGCGUCUCAUCUCGGAAUUGCUGAAAAUACUACAAGACAUUACACAACGCUGAAUGCGCCGCGCUAGACCUGCCAUGACCGCAGGGGUUCGUGGAAUGGCUCGAUUGGGGCUGUGUGGGAUUUUAUUCGGGCUGCUGAGGCUCAGCUCGGCUUGUCCUGGGUCGUGCUUUUGCAAUGCCUCGAGGAUCUCGUGUAUCGAUCAAGAACCAGGGAUCGAGGAUUUCCCUGUCUUGGUGCCGGAGUCUGACAUGGAAAACAUCACGGAUAUAUACAUCUCAAAUCAAAAAAGGCUACUUUCAAUCAACGAGGACCAUAUGAAGUUCUACUCAAAUCUCAGGAAUUUAACAGUGACCAAUACUCACCUGACAUAUGUAUCUAUGAUGGCCUUCUUCAACAAUUCCAAACUUCAAUAUCUGAAUCUCAGAGACAAUAACUUAUCAACACUGUCUUGGAGGGCACUUCGUAAUUCAAACUUGUCGACUUUGUUGCUCUCCGGGAACCCUUUGCAAUGUGAAUGUAAGAACAUCUGGAUCAAAGUCUGGUUGGAUGACAGUGAGAGAGAUGGGCUGCUGUGUCUACAGGAAGGAGGAAAAGCAAAAGCCCUGUCUAGACUCACUCUUCCUUCAUGUGAGUAUCCACGUGUCGAGGUCAUCCCUGCUGUUGUCAGUCAAAUGGCAGGAAGUGAUGCCACAGUGAUGUGUAGUGUGUCAGGAGCCCCGACCCCUGAGCUCUCCUGGAGCUUAAACUCCAGUGAUCACCCUCCUCUCUCAACCAGCUAUGAGAUUUCUCACAAAAUGGAGCUGCAGUCUAUUCUGACUCUAAGUGGACUUUCACCUGAUGACAACGGCAGAGAGCUCACCUGUAGUGCCGAGAACAUUGUUGGCCAGACUGAGGCUUCAGUCCUUCUCAAUAUUCUUUUUCCCCCUACUAUCGUGCAGCUGUACCAGCCCGUGAGGAACCAGGACUGGUGCAUCCCUUUCACUGUGACGGGCAACCCGAGGCCUGAUCUGCACUGGUACCACGAGGGGAAGCUGCUGGAGGAGCAGCAGUACAUCAGGACUGAAAUCCAUGAAAUCACGGAUACGGAGUACCACGGCUGUCUGCAGCUGGACAUUCCCACUCAUAUCCAUAAUGGCAUUUACACGCUGGUGGCUAGCAAUGAGUUCGGAGAGGACAGGGGAAACGUGACGGCUCACUUCAUGCACAUACCUGAUGUGGACCACUCAGGGACAGAGGGAGUGUUCUAUUAUGACACAACAUUUAGUCCAGAAACCCCGCCACUGGAGGACAAAGUCGCGGUUUAUAUAGUGGUUGGAAUAGCUGGGGUUGCUUUAACCGGAUGUAUCCUGAUGUUAGUUUUCCUCAAGUAUGGCAGAAGCUCCAAGUUUGGUAUGAAAGGCUCUUCAUCUGUCAUCAGUAAUGACGACGACUCGGCCAGCCCGCUUCACCACGUUUCCAAUGGCAACAACACGCCAUCAUCAUCGGAGAUGGGCCCAGAUGCCGUUAUCAUUGGAAUGACAAAGAUUCCAGUCAUCGAGAACCCCCAGUACUUCCGCAACCCCGGCAGCAUGCUGAAAUCGGACACUUUCGUCCAACACAUAAAACGUCACAACAUUCUGCUGAAGAGGGAGCUUGGAGAAGGGGCUUUUGGGAAAGUGUUCUUAGCUGAAUGCUACAACUUGUCUCCUGACCAAGAGAAGAUUUUGGUGGCUGUUAAGACUCUGAAGGAAGCCAGUGAAAGUGGACGAGCAGAUUUCCACCGAGAGGCAGAGCUCCUGACCAACCUGCAGCAUGAGCACAUUGUCAAGUUUUAUGGCGUGUGUGUAGAAAGCGACCCUCUCAUUAUGGUGUUUGAGUACAUGAAACAUGGAGACCUCAACAAGUUUCUCAGGGCUCAUGGACCAGAUGCAGUGCUGAUGGCAGAUGGACAACAGAGUUUGCAGGUGGAGUUAACUCAGCCUCAGAUGCUACACAUUGCCCAGCAGAUAGCAGCAGGCAUGGUGUAUCUAGCUUCACAGCAUUUCGUGCACAGAGACCUGGCCACACGCAACUGCCUGGUGGGAGAGAACCUGCUUGUCAAGAUAGGAGACUUCGGCAUGUCCAGAGAUGUAUACAGCACCGACUACUAUAGGGUGGGUGGUCACACCAUGCUGCCCAUCCGCUGGAUGCCCCCAGAGAGCAUCAUGUACAGGAGAUUCACCACAGAGAGUGACGUGUGGAGUUUGGGUGUGGUCCUCUGGGAAAUAUUCACAUACGGCAAGCAACCCUGGUACCAGCUUUCAAACAAUGAGGUGAUCGAGUGUAUCACACAGGGUCGGGUGUUGCAGAGACCUCGUACUUGCCCCAAAGAGGUGUAUGACCUGAUGCUGGGCUGCUGGCAGAGGGAGCCCUACAUGAGACUCAACAUCAAAGAAAUCCACAACCUGCUCCAGAGCCUGGCCAAGGCCUCGCCUGUUUACUUGGACAUCCUGGGCUGAUCCGUUUGCCAGUAUGGGUGUGUAAUUGUUAGUAAGAAAAAGUGUGUGGUAUAAAAGGAGUUAGGGAUGGUUUUGAUUAGGAUGAGUUGAUUGAAUAUAGAUGUGUGUGUGUGUGUGUUCAUAAAAAUGGCUUGUGCUUCAGCACUCUAACCACAAGGACUAAAAGGCCUUAAAGUUGACUGUGUGCAUUGCUUUGAGUUUUCCCACAUCUGGACAUGUCCAUCUAUUGUGCAUCAAUAUGUUUUCUAAAAACCCCAAAUAGUCUACAAACAGAAACAUCUGAUUGUUGUAAAUAUGCGUCAGAGACAAUGCAGACCUUUUGUUUAACAACCUUUUUGAAAAAGGUAAUUUGGUUUAGGGAAGUUUAUAUUUGUUUUUCUCUUACCAUUUUAUUUAUCGAGAUGGACAAAAUUCAGACUUGAUGAGGACCCAGUCAUUAGCACAACGCUGUCAACGCCCCGCAAUACUAUUCAUAUCUAUCGAGUAACAAUCAUGGAAACUGCCAGAUUCAUGUUUCAUUUGAAGUUUUUUUUAACACAUCUGAUCUAAGUUUAGACUUUUCUGUGCCAAGUUUUGAUGUCUAUAAUGCUGAGGUCGAUGAAAGGCGUUUUUGGACAUCUCUGUGCACCCCAUCUUACUCAGCGCGAACUUCGUUAUAGAAGCACAGCGACAAAGACGCCUCCAGUUUUUUUUUUUUUUCUUCGGAAGAGGCUUGAGGUUGGACAGAGUGUUUGGAGUGAUCACAGAGACAAAGUCACCAGCAGUGGCACUUAGAUAUUUCCUCAGACUUUGUUUGGCUCCCCAGCUAUAGUUUUGUUUCAAAGGGCACUUGUCUCUCUAACUGAGGUUCGAAGAACAAUGGGAAGAUGCUGUUCUUGUGUCAAUGGUAACGGUCUCAUUUUUUUUUUACGUUAUGGUGCUUACACACUAGAAAACAUUUUGACGGAACACUUGAUGGAUAGAAAUCUGCAAGAUUGUGUAUCUGAGGGUGUGGAAAGAGCCAUUCAUCCUGGAUAUUUCCCUCACUUUGGCCCUAGAGGCUGGGAUAGGUUCCAGCAUCCCUGCGACCCUACAUCGGACAAGCAGUUUUGGAUUAUGGAUGGAUGGAAAGAGCCAGGGCUGUUUGAAAUAAAGCAGAAAUACAGCCAAUUGGAUUUCUGAAAGCACAAUUGGAUCCGCCUCCCUGGGAUUCUCAGUAGUCAACAGAUCCCUGUGACCGUGCAUUACAGCCAAAGUACAAAUUCCCUCCACUUUUGGUCACAGAACGGAGCAUCGAAAUCAACAAAUUCCCAGCAUUCUCCGACGUAGCGUGAACUAGUGUGUAGGCACCCUUAAUCGUCAUCAUGUUGCAGUUUGAUGGACUUUGCCUUUGCGAAGACUGAAGAUUUCUUUCAGACCUGUUCCUGAGGAGUAUAUCCAUAGAUGUUGUUCAUAACACAACAGACCUGCCUGAUCAGUUGGAGUUGAUUGCUCUCGAAUUAUUCAUUAUUAUCUGUUUAUGUAUCAACUGCAAAAUAACUCCUAAAUAAUAUGUGUAUGUGAUAAUCUAUGAUCGAUUUGUUUUCGAUGUAUUGUGGGCCGUUUCAAAGCGAUGGGCACUGUGAAGUGAAUGUUCAUGUGAGAAUAAACGAGUCGGACUGUCCCUGAGGUCACGACAGGAAGACCCUAUGAAGGGACCGUCCAGAUUCAACCUGUGUUUCAAGCCCACUAAACAAGUUACCAGAGGAGGACGACUGACAACCAACAGGUUUAAAUAGACUACAAUGUACUGAAUGACAAAUAAAAUUGUCAUUACACUAUACAGUGCAUUCAGACAGUAUUCAGAUCCCUUAAUUUUUGCCACAUUUUAUGUUG